AUGGUAGCACCAGAGGACGAGCUCAAAGAAGCUCUUUCAAGUGUUCUCAACACGGGCCUAUAUUCCGACCUGGAAAUCCUCUCUCGAGGUAGGAGUUUCAAGGAGGCGGCGGCCGGGCGGAUAGAUCUUGACGAUGACCAUCCAUUGAUAAUUGAAAAGGCGGUGAACUAUCUUUAUAAACUUGACUAUUCGGACGACGACUACCGUACUGGGCCCCUUUUGCCGGAAGUGGAAGAACAAUCGCUUUUGAGAGAUCCAUGUGCUCUCUUUUCGGACCUCAGUGAUGAAGGCAUGCUGGAAAUCUCCAGUGAGCAUAAGAGCGGUACCCUUCCGCUUUUAUUCAAUGCUCAGAUCUAUGCUUUUGGUGAAAAAUACGGAAUUCCAGGGUUAAAGGAACUUGCAAAGGAGAAGUUCGAAGCUGCUAUUGAGCAUGCUGGAUGCGACCCCAUAGUUUGCUCAGUGGUUAGCCUUGUGUAUAAGUCCACUUGUGACGGAGACCGCGGCUUACGGGAUGUGAUGCUCAGAAUUGCAUAUCAAAAUGCUGCUACUUUAGGACCACAGCCAGAGUUUCAGAGGACCCUUGAAGCACUACCUUCUUUUACACUGGAUCUGGCCCGAUGGCAAAACGACGAAGCUACUGCUAUGACUGCGAGAGGGAAUUCGUUGACCGUCAAGCGCUUCGUCAGCAUGACACGGAUUAUCAUAGCUAUUGUACAGACUGUAAACAGUCAUUUUCCUCAGCCAAGAAAGCCAGGGCGCAUCGUACUCGCAACCAUUGAACACUACAUAAGGCCAGCCGCUGACUUGUCUUGCGACUCUGAUCGGUUUGUCACAAUUCCAUUCCUUCGACGAAAUAUAAAGAGGACUUUCGGGGGAUACGAAGUGCAUGCCAAAAUGACAUUGGAUGAUAUGCAGGAGUAUGGGCGGCAUUUUUUCCUGUGUGUGAUGAAUGAAUGGACGUGGUGA
This is a messenger RNA of Histoplasma mississippiense, 966 nucleotides long. RefSeq lists its product with no specific name. NCBI's taxonomy places the organism in Eukaryota, Fungi, Ascomycota, Eurotiomycetes, Onygenales, Ajellomycetaceae. Bases 1 to 966 code for a protein of 321 amino acids. The transcript is spliced from 4 exons. The record is from RefSeq and is a predicted model, not a curated record.